This is a messenger RNA of Diaporthe citri, 2193 nucleotides long. RefSeq lists its product as uncharacterized. The record is from RefSeq and is a predicted model, not a curated record. Lineage: Eukaryota; Fungi; Ascomycota; Sordariomycetes; Diaporthales; Diaporthaceae. Bases 1 to 2193 code for a protein of 730 amino acids. The transcript has 4 exons.
AUGGAAUCCUUGAAGUGCAUCCGCAGCGACGUGAUGGUAAAUUACCUUUACCAGCAGGCUCUCACAAAAUCCUACGUCUCAGCCCUCGACUUGUGGCAGGGCAUCGUACUCAAAGAGAAGCGAGGAAAGUACUCAUGUUGUCCUCCACAGCUGUCAAUCUUCGAGAACGGCCUACUUGACAACGUCAAGAAGAUGAACGUAUGCUGUGCGAUGACAGAUUUGAUGAUCCUCGUGGUGUGGGACGAUGAUCCAGAGCAUCUGCUGCAGCGAGCUGAGGACUUGGAGGCAAGGUUCGUUAAGAUGAUCUGGGUUAACAGAGAAGAACAAGCCGAAGAGGAUGGGAAAGAAGAUCCGAAGGCACUAGCAGAUGAAGGAGUCGAGGCUGUGGACCCCGGAACAUUGGAGGCAGGAACGGCAGGGCAAGAAGAGCGGCCGGUCAUGUUCGUGAGCUCUAUCAUCGUGGCUUUCACGGUCUGCCUCGCUGUCACAUGCAUGGGCUUCGGCUGGAGGCGCCUGGCCAUGGAGUGCAAGGUGGACAAGAACUUUCUCCGGCUGGCGCUUCUUCUUCUCGCGCCCGUGCAACUAUUCUUCAGCAUGAUGCCGGUGUACAAAGAAGGCACGAAAGCUGUCAUCCGACCCACAGUCAUGUCCGUCAAGACUGCUAUCUCGCACUAUGAGAUGCAGGGUGGAACCGCCAACAUCUUCGUGAAUGAUGACGGUAUGCAGCUUCUCAGCGAGGAGGAUGCACAGGAACGUCGGGACUUCUAUGACGAGCACCAGAUUGGCUGGGUAGCAAGGCCAAGGCACGAUCCUUACGGCGAGCGCCCAUUCGUGCGUCGUGGAAAGUUCAAGAAAGCGUCCAACAUGAACUAUGCAAUGAGUGUAUCCAGAAGGGUUGAGGAGAAGCUGCACCAUGUCUCCCGGGACGAGGAUUGGACUGACCUGGAAGAACAACACGAGUAUCAAAACGCUCUUGCGGCGGUUCUCGAAGAGGACAAGGGGAGGACGUGGGCGGAAGGUAAUAUUCGCAUGGGUGACUACAUCCUCUUGAUUGACUGCGACACGCGAGUACCCAAGGAAUGUUUCCUAAAUGGGGUCAGUGAGAUGGAGCAGUCGCCACAAGUGGCAGUCCUUCAGUUCACGUCUGGAGUUUUGAAUGUCACAACCUCAUUUUUCGAACGAGGAAUUACGUGGUUCACGAACCUCAUCUACACAGCUAUAACCUAUGCCGUCUCAACGGGUGAUGUGUGCCCCUUUGUCGGCCACAAUGCUCUCAUGCGCUGGUCAGCCAUACAAACCGCAGCCGCCUUCGAAGACGAAGACGGAUACGAGAAGUACUGGUCUGAAUCCCACGUGUCUGAAGAUUUCGACAUGUCUCUAAGACUACAGUGUGCUGGCUAUUCCCUUCGGUACGCCGCUUACACAGGCGAUGGAUUCAAAGAAGGCGUGUCCCUGACAGUCUACGAUGAGCUCGCCCGUUGGGAAAAGUACGCAUAUGGGUGCAACGAGCUGCUCUUCCAUCCCUUCCGGUACUGGCUCACGCGAAGCCCGUUCACGCCGCUCUUCAGGCAAUUCGUCACGGCGCGCCAAAUACCCCUCCCGAAGAAGAUCACCAUCUGCUCUUACAUCGGGACGUACUACGCCAUCGGGUCGGCGUGGCUGCUCACGGUGACAAACUACCUCCUGACGGGUUGGGGUUUCGGGCUAUACGAGAAGUACUACGCCGACUCUUUCUCCAUCCUAUUCAGCGUCAUCAUGGUUUUCACGGGGCUGGGAAACCUGUCGCUGGCGGUGCUUCGGUACCGGCUUGAGAAGGGCUCGCUUGUCGGCAACUACCUGAACAACGCCAAGUGGAUCCCGAUGCUCACCAUCUACCUGGGGGGAGUCUCGCUGCACGUGUCGCAGGCGAUCCUGAGCCACUUUUUCGAGAUCGAGAUGAAUUGGGGCGCGACGUCCAAGGAGCUGCGCGACGUCAGCUUCCACGAGGAGCUGGGUAAUGUCCUCAAGAAGUUCAAGGGCACGUUCCUCUUCUGCCUGGCCAGCACGCUCGCGAUCCUGCUCGGCUACUGGGUCGUGCCGUACCAGUGGCAGAUCCGGGACUUUGCGUCGAUAUUUCCGUUCGCGAUGCUGGUGGGGUGCCACUUCCUGCUGCCGAUCGUGCUGAACCCGGCCCUGAUAAUGUUGAGCUGGUAA